This is a messenger RNA of Anisakis simplex (herring worm), 453 nucleotides long. The record is from the annotation of a GenBank genome assembly. Lineage: Eukaryota; Metazoa; Nematoda; Chromadorea; Rhabditida; Anisakidae.
GGUAUCCUCGAUAAGUUCCUCAUUCCAAAAGCUGCAUCGCCGGAAUCGAAAGUAUUUUAUUUGAAGAUGAAAGGCGACUACUUUAGAUAUAUGGCCGAAAUCGCAACUGGUGAUUCAAGAAAUGCCGUGAUUGACAAAUCGCAAAGCGCAUAUCAAGAAGCGACCGAUAUGGCCAAAGAAAAAAUGCAUCCCACAAAUCCGACUCGAUUGGGUUUAGCACUCAAUUUCUCAGUUUUCUUUUACGAAAUACUCAACACACCCGAGAAAGCCUGUCAACUCGCAAAGCAGGCAUUCGACGACGCGAUAGCCGAGUUGGAUUCGCUGACGGAAGAAACCUACAAGGAUAGUACACUGAUAAUGCAACUGCUUCGUGACAACAUAACACUUUGGGCAUCCGACAGUUCCAUCGAAGAGCACGAAAGUAACGCCGAACAACAACAAGCACAACCCUAG